This is a messenger RNA of Pieris napi, 2566 nucleotides long. Its product is annotated as ras-related and estrogen-regulated growth inhibitor-like protein. Gene Ontology annotation, molecular function: GTPase activity; GTP binding. Bases 134 to 829 code for a protein of 231 amino acids. NCBI's taxonomy places the organism in Eukaryota, Metazoa, Arthropoda, Insecta, Lepidoptera, Pieridae. The transcript is spliced from 7 exons. The record is from RefSeq and is a predicted model, not a curated record.
GUUCAGUUGUGUUUCAGACGUUCACCGAGGUGCGUGUGUUCAGUUUUCAAAGAACUUGUUGCUAAUAAACAUUGUGUUAGUGCUGUGCUUGUGCGUCUUAGAAGUCACAUCACGUUAAACAGCUGUCGUAGCCAUGAGAGACGAACGCUCCAGUCCAUCUCGCGUGCGCAUCGCAGUAAUUGGUAGCUCCAGAGUUGGUAAAUCCGCACUCAUAGUGCGGUACUUAACACGAAGAUACAUUGGAGAAUAUCAUUCAAAUACAGACCUGCUCUACAGACAAACAGUGCCGAUUAAUGGAACUCCAAUAGAACUAGAAGUAAUAGACGUCUCUGGAUCAAAUUUGGACAAAUUUCCCACAGAACAGAUUCAAUGGGCCGACGCGUGUCUCCUGGUAUACUCAGUAACAGAUAGAACAAGUUUUGAAUAUGCCACCGAAGUAUUAAAUAUUUUGAAGAAACCACAGAAUAGCAGUCCAGCUCAUAACUCUGCCACAUCCGGUAUGCCCUUGGCGUUAUUAGGAAACAAGACGGACUUGGAUCAUUUAAGACAGGUACCAACAAAAGAUGGCCAGUCACUCAGUGCAGCGCACGGAGCAUCGUUCAGCGAAGCAAGUGUCGCCGAUAAUACUGGCGACCUCUAUCGGUGUAUGGACAAACUACUAGCCGAAGUGCGAACCCCGCAGCGCUCGAGAAAGUUCUCCGUCACAAAGAUGCUUGGCUCUUUAAUAGGCGGUCAAAAUAAUAACAACCAGACAACCCGUGGGUCAGUAGUAGCCUGCCCACGAGUUCCCACACCCACGCGACCUGCCCUUGCGGCGGCUGCGCCUUGACCGACGCCGCCUGCGCAGCGAAUGCGUUAGAACAACUUUGACUACCUUUAGGUAGACACGGUUCAUAUCGCUUUGGAUGUCUAGGAGUUUAUUAUAUUAUUAAAUUUGACGGAAUGCGUUUUUCCUGGGAUCCGAACCGGCUGUGUGCAAUGUAGGACUGUCCUUUUAAAGGAAUAAAAAUUGGUACAGCACAGUAUCAUCAACCAUUGUUAUAUGUUAGCCGAUUCGGGAACCAAAGGCAAACCAAAUUUUGUACGGCAUAUUAUAUGUUUCUUGUUAUACAAGAAAUAUAUACUUAUUUAUAAGGAAUGUACGAUGUUGCGUAGCAUUUUUGAUGUUUUUAGAUAAAUUUCAUACUUAAUUAUAAGAUAGAUUUAACUUAUAUUUGACAAAAUAUUAUUAGCUAAUUAUUAUCCCAAAGAAUUGAUUCUGUUCGAAGUUUUUGUUGUGAAAUUACUUGAUAACUCUAUACAUACGAGUAGACAUUUACGACGAAUAUAUAAAGCUGGUAGCUGCUGUCCAUUGUUAAGUAGUAAGUUUAUUAUGAAAUCAGACUAAUAAAGUUAUUAUUUUUGUUAUUGGAAUCAAAGAUAUAAUGGAAGUAGAAAAUUUCGCACAGUGAAACAAAAGUCAUUGACAGAAACAAAAGAGUCACCAUAACACCAUCCAUAACCAUAACCAUAGAUUAUCGAAUGAUCUCGCAUAAAAGAGAAACACAAUGUCAAUAUGCAUACCGGAUAAUAAAAUCUUAAGAAAUCAAACUUAUUGCAUACUUGGUAUGUCAUUUUGAAUUAGAUUUUUGUACGUCCUUAAAAAUAGUCAAUUUGUACCGUAUGUUAGGACAUUUAGUGUUGGAACUGUGAAUUUGUUAUGGAAACAUUCAUAAGUAAAAUGUAAGAAUUUGAUUAACUUACAAAUCUCAAAUUUAGAAGUUUGCAAGAACGCUAACAAGCGACGUUGUCAGAUAGAUGUCAGUAUGCUCUAAGUGUCAUUCAAAUGUCAUUGUAUUUUGUAAUGUAUAUUUUAUAGAUUGACAAUAACGAGUCAUCAAAAUAAAGAUACCUGAAAUGUAUUUUUAGUGCUAUGUGCCAAAUAUAUUGUGUCUACAUAUUAUAUAGUAUAAUUGUACUAUUAAAAGCAUUUAAUGAAAAUAAAUACAAGAUUAUUCAAGUAUAUUAGCUAUUAGAUAGCCAAAAUUGUAGAUAGGUGUAACACAGUAAAGAAUUAACAUUUUGUAUGUCUAAUAUUUCACAAGAAAAAACAUCGUAGUUCAACAAAAGUAUUUAAAUAUUAUUGUAUGUUUAAAGAUAAUAUUGAUUGAAAUCAGUAUUGUAAAAUUAAGAUCGUUCUAAAUAAUCUUAUAAACAAAUAUGUGAAAGUUGCUACGUUAAGUCAAUGUCUAGUCAUUAGGUUAUAGGCUGUGAAAAGACAUAGAUUACAGAAUCGGAACAUUGAAAGGAUCUGUGGCGAGAUAGAGAAUGCAACGUAAAAACCAUAGAUUAGUUUAAUUGAAAUGUGCGUUACGUUCUGUUUUUAAAUAUUUCACAUAUAAUGUAGUAAAUUACCAAACAAUGUAUUAUCUACGUAUUUUUUAUUGUAACAAUAAAACCAAAGAUAUUAUGGAAUGGUGAUACGUGAAAUACCUAUAAUGUUAAGAUUUGAAAAACGGAACUGAUUGGGAUAAGAUGUAAAUAUUUUUAAAAGUUGUUAAUGUUUAAUAAAGAAAAUGUCAUUUAA